Molecule: messenger RNA, 989 nt
Organism: Vigna radiata var. radiata (mung bean)
Lineage: Eukaryota; Viridiplantae; Streptophyta; Magnoliopsida; Fabales; Fabaceae
Product: membrane-anchored ubiquitin-fold protein 3
Exons: 5
Coding region: 230-586 (118 amino acids)
Molecular function (GO): protein binding
Source: RefSeq, a predicted model, not a curated record
UUUAUUUUUUAUUUUAUUUUGUUAUUUAAUUUUUGCCUUAUUGUUGUUGAGUUCGUUCAGUGCUCACCAACAGAAGCAGCUGAAGAAAAAGGUGACUGCACAGCAAAGGUAGCGAAUAAAGUCAAAAGGCGGAAUGGUUUUCACUCUGAUCAAACUGUGAAGGAAUCGAGGAAGGAAGGGUUAGGGUAAGGGUAAGGGUUGAGAAGACAUAUAGAACAAGUCAAUUCAAAUGCCGGAAGAGGAUUUGGUUGACAUCAAGUUUAGGUUGUACGAUGGCUCCGACAUCGGACCCUUUAGGUAUUCAUCCGCCGCCACCGUCGAUAUGCUUAAGCAGAGGAUUGUCUCCGAUUGGCCCAAAGGUAAAACGGUUGUGCCAAAGUCAGCUAAUGAAGUGAAAUUGAUUAAUUCUGGUAAAAUCUUGGAAAACAACAAGACUGUUGGUCAAUGUAAAGUACCUUUUGGUGAAAUUGCUGGGAGUGUUAUAAUAAUGCAUGUUGUUGUACAGCCAUCUCUAGCUAAAACUAAAGCUGAUAUGAUAAUACCUUUGGAGCUGGCCACUUCAAUCUCGAAAAAAAAAGAAGGUUGAUGAUUCGCCCAAGAAGGUUGUCUGUUCUUGUUCCAUAUUAUGAAGACAGUCUAUGAGCUGGAUAUGCGUAUCCUUAUACAUCAUCAAUGACUCGUGAAUUGUAGAAAUCAUGUGCCUGGACAAACCUAUUUCAGCAUUCCUGUGUAAAGUACGUAUACGGGCAACUAUAUAUCCAUAGAAAAGUUUGUGUUAAUGGCGACUUCCGAAGAUGCUGUCAUUCUUUUAUUACAAGUACUACAGCCUUGACAUUGUAACCAUUGAUUGGUACUGUUGUGCAUCAAAUUGUUGUUUUGAAUUUGCAAUGACCUGCGUGAUAUCUUAUGUAUCCCAGAGUGCCUAAGCACUUGUGCAGUGUUCACUUUCUCAUUCUAUUUGUCUUCAUAUCACAUGGAUAAUUCACUCA